AUGGAGGACUGUAUACCUGAAUCCCGCAUUAACGUGGCGUUGAGCGGCACGGCCUUUCAGUCUUCAACCAGCGAUGACGGGGACGCUGAACGCGCCAUUGAUGGGAACAGCGACCCCGAGUGGACUCACCAGAGCUGCACCCAUACCGCCGAGGAAAAACCGUGGUGGCGGCUCCAGCUGCCCGGUGUGUACAGGGUGUCGGAGAUCGAGGUCACUAAUAGGAAUGAAAAUAGAGAGAGGCUCAACGGCGUGGAAAUCCUCAUCGGGAAUUCACCGGUGAACAACGGCAACGACAACCCAAGGUGUUCCAUCAUCUAUGAUGUCCCAGGCACGGUGACUCAGACUGUCCAGUGCAGGGGAAUGGAAGGAAGGUUUAUCAACUUCUACUUGUCCUGUGCAACUGCUCUUUGA
Gadus morhua (Atlantic cod) is the source of this 411-nucleotide messenger RNA. RefSeq names its product fucolectin-7-like. The transcript has 4 exons. NCBI's taxonomy places the organism in Eukaryota, Metazoa, Chordata, Actinopteri, Gadiformes, Gadidae. The record is from RefSeq and is a predicted model, not a curated record. The coding region runs from base 1 to 411 and encodes 136 amino acids.